GCCGGAGCCGGAGCCGGAGCCAGGACCGACGAUGAGACGGGGGCCGGAAGGGGGGCCGGCGCUGGGGCCACGAAGGCAGGCUUGUCCAGGAUGGUCGGCUCGAGGGCCGGUGCGGAAGCGGCAACGGCAGUAGCAGCACCGGCCUCCGGGUGGGGCACCGGUGUGGCGGAGGUGGCGGUGACGCCGGACUCCGGACCAAGAAUCGAAGACAGCAGGCGAUCAAUGGUGGACGCCCGGAUGUUGGUCGGGUCGGCGGCCGGCAGCGGGGGGAUCACCACCGCCGAGAGAUUCGGCGAGUCGGGAACCGGCGCAGUGGGGGCAGCCAAUGCGGCUGCCGCGGCCGCUGCCGACACCAGGGCCGAGUGGCGGCGACUGGCCGCAUGGUGCUGGGGCUCGUGAUAGUCGGAGUCCGAGUCGGAGUCCGAGUCGGAAUGCGAGUCCGAGCCGCUGGACGAGUAGUACGACGAGCUGGAGUCCCCGUCUGACGAGCAGGACGACGAGCCAUCCGAGGAGUAGAUCACACGCCGGGGGGGGGCCUUCUGAGUUGACGCCACGGGAGCCGGGAUCGGGCCUGGGGCACUGCCCGGCGGGGCGACCCCCAUGGGCGAGACCGAGGUCACCGGUUGCGGCGGCGGCACGAAGGACCCCCCGGCCACCGAGGGGGACAGGCGCCCGGUUUCGCUGGUGCUCGUCGGGAAGUACCCGGUCGGGAGGACACGCGAGUGCCGAGAGGACACGGCCGCCGGCGAGAGAACCGCGUAGGGGCUACCAGAGGCAUGGGACCCGCCAUCGGUGGCCGACGCGGCCGCCGUCAUGCUGGCCGCCUCGGUGGCGGUUGUGGCAUCCGGCCGCAUGCCCGGCACCAGGGUCUGAUUGGCGUAGGAUAGGCGCAUGUUGGCCGUCGGCGAGGCGGGAUUCGAGUAGGCCGGGAUGCCGGCUCCAAGGGCGCCUCCGCCAGGGACGAUGGUUUGCUGGGAGUAUGGCUGGUAGACGAAGGCCGAGCCAGGGCCCGGGUUCGCCACCAUCGGCGACAGGGGGAUGCCCCCAGGCACAUGCGACGUCGCAGGGUAGGGCAUCGCGGUGGCCGGGCCGCCGGCAGCCGACGCCCCGACCAUCGGCGAGGAGGGGCCGACACUGGGGGGCGCACUGCCGGCAAUCGGCAACGGUGGGGGGAUGGCCACCGGCGCGGGGAUGAAACGCCGCUGGCCGCCGGCCGUCGAGGGCGGAAGGACACCACCGGCGCCGGGCGCGCCCGGGGUCAGCGUCAGCCUCUUGGAGGACUGGGAGUAGCCAUUGUUCACCUUGGGCGGGAGAACAUACGUCGAGGGGAGGUCCGACAUGUGGGGGCGGGGGGCGAGGGAGAGGAGGG
Messenger RNA from Fonticula alba, 1369 nucleotides. RefSeq lists its product as hypothetical. The record is from RefSeq and is a predicted model, not a curated record. The coding region runs from base 326 to 1195 and encodes 289 amino acids. The transcript has a single exon. Lineage: Eukaryota; Rotosphaerida; Fonticulaceae.